UAGCUACCAAAGGAGGAGGAAGAAGAAGCUCUCCAACCUUUCUCCAUUGCUGCAACUCGAGCUCAAGCAAGAGAGGUCCAAGGAGUGGGAUUAAAGAAGGAAAAAGGCUAGGAAAAGUGUGUAAAUUAAGGAACUUGUGAAAGGUAUUUCAAGUGAUUUCACAAAGUUGGAAAAGUCGCCGGAGUUGUCGCCGGAGUUGACCGAAAGUCGCCGGAGUUUCACCGGAGUUCAACCAAGAGGGGUAGAACUUCAUAACGCUAGUUCAAGGUUGAAGCUAGAGCUUGCUACUUGCACCUUCUCACGGGUGAUAUCACAUCAGGAAGACGUGGUUCGUGCUUCCUUAUUUUCUUUCAAACUACCGAACACUUGCUCAUGGAUAUUUGUUUUACUAUAAACACUUUUUGGGCUUGCAUGCCCAUGUUGUUGGCCGGUUGUGGCUCAUGACUUACCGUUGAAUAUUUCCGCUAUUCAUUGGUUUAAAUGUGAUGUUGUUAUGUAUGUUUACUACUGAGUAUGGAUGAAUUGUUUUCUCGAACGCCUUGUGUAAUUAAGUGAGGUUGACCCGUGGGUGACGUCACUUAGUUAUACGGCGGUUGUACACGCGCUUGGAUUGCGGUCUGGGGCGUGACAAUUAAGUGGUAUCAGAGCCAUCUCAGUUCUAAACUAUAUAACCAACCUCUCACAGGAGAUUUUACAAAAGAGUUUUCACCGAAAACCAUGAGCACUGUAUUUUGACGUUUAUGGGACUAUUGGAGCUUAAGUUGCAAGGCCUCUAAUUGUUAAGACGGUACCCUUAACAAUUGGUAUGGUAGUGACUUGGGCCAAUACGCGUCUAUAACGUUCUUCCGUCAAUUGACAUUUAUAGGAGUCUAAUGACUCACCCAUAUUUCUUUCAGAAAUUGGGGGCAGGCGAAUGAGGACCAGGAACAAUCCGAGGGGGCAGGCGCCGGUAGCAUCCCAAAGGGGAAGCCGGGCUGCAUCUCGGGGUUCGAGAGGAGGCCGGGGAGGCCGUGGAAGCCGUGGAGGUCAUCAAGCUCAAACUGUGAGUGAUGGCCAUGUGAGCUCGGUGUAUGAGACCAACACCGAAGACUACGACUCAACCUACGUGCCAGAGACGGAGCAUGAAGAGACCCCGUAUGAUGGGGGUGACACGUACACCGAUUGUCGACUAAUUUUGACAUCUCUAUGCAUAGUCGAUUUAAUUUUCUUUUAAACACUAAUUGAUGAAUUCAUGUACAGUUCAUUUUUCCGACAAUUUUAAUAAAAAACUUUGGG
Messenger RNA from Cuscuta epithymum, 1275 nucleotides. Lineage: Eukaryota; Viridiplantae; Streptophyta; Magnoliopsida; Solanales; Convolvulaceae. The record is from the annotation of a GenBank genome assembly.